AUGGCAAAAGGUUCAGCUAUUGCAAGACUUGAUAUCUUCAAAAGAGUACCAAAAGAUCUCACAGAGCCGACAUUUUUAACUACUGUCUGCUUUGUUAUUCUCGUACUUUUAAGUUUAAGUGAAGUCACUAGAUACUUAAAUGUUGAGACUAAGAGUGAUAUGCUUGUUGAUAUUAGUCAUUAAGAUUAGAAGUUGAACAUAAAUGUGGAUAUAGUCUUUGAAAGACUUCCAUGUGAAGUAGUCAGUUUAGAUGUUCAGGAUGUUAUGGGAACUCACUUAGUAGAUGUCCAGGGAUCACUUGUGAAGAGAAGAAUUGAUAGAUUAGGAAAUAUCAUUUCAGAGAAACUUGUCGAGCACAAUCAAUACGAUAGACUUUAAAUUCAGAAGAAUACUAAGGAGCAACUAGAUGGAAAGGAAGGAUGUCAGUUGUAUGGGUAUAUUGAAAUAAACAGGGUGCCAGGAAAUUUCCAUAUAUCUACUCACGCCUACAACGAUAUUGUGCUUGGCUUGAGCUUCGAAGGUUAUAGAUUUGAUUACACGUAUCAUAUUAAUCAUGUCUCAUUUGGAAAAUUACACAAUUUCGACAUUAUUAAGAAUAAGUUCAAGGACUAGGAAUUCAAAAACCCAUUAGAUGGUUUGAGCUUUAUAGCACCUACAGAUGAGCAAGGAUAGCCAGGAGCAAUCGAAGGUAAUUUCUACCUAAUUGCAGUCCCCUCAUACUUUAAAGAUCUAUCAGGCAAUCUCUACUAAGUUUAUUAAUUAACUUAAAGCCAUCAUAUUAGCACAAAUACAGGACACAACAUUUUAAAGUUUAACUACGAGCUUUCACCUAUUACUGUUAGCUUUAAAUAAGAAAGAGAGAGCAUGACUCUGUUCUUAGUGCAUAUUUGUGCUAUUAUUGGAGGUAUCUUCACUAUUGUCAGUAUCAUCGAUGCUAUCAUCCAUAAAUCAUUCUCUCUUCUAUUCAAACAAAGAAUUAACAAACUAAGCUGA
Messenger RNA from Stylonychia lemnae, 993 nucleotides. NCBI's taxonomy places the organism in Eukaryota, Ciliophora, Spirotrichea, Sporadotrichida, Oxytrichidae. The record is from the annotation of a GenBank genome assembly.